CAGACCAGACUGACAGGAAUAGAAGGAGGAGUAGUAGAAAAGAAAGAAAGGAGGGAGGUAAAUCAGACAUAAAACAUCAGAGAGGCCAAAUAGUCACGCUCUCUGGAUACAGAGUGACAACAGAAGGUGAGGGAGCUAACAGGUGAAGGACUGCAAGAAAGUAGAGUUAUGAUGCAAAGGACAGUGAAGUCACUCUUCUUUUUGGUAAUCUUUCUCAUCUGUUUGGCGAGCAUGCUGAGAACUCUCAUCUGGUCCAUGGUUGACAAUAACACCAUGGCACCUUUCAAGCCACCUCACCGCAAGAAACAACACCCUGGGCCUGCUGAACUCUGUGAAGGCUGCAAGGUGGCCAUUGAAAAAGUAAAAAAUGUAACCUCUCAAACCUUGAAGAAGAACGAGUACAAUUUCGAAAAAUUAAGAUUACAGCUGAAAAGCCAGUGCAAUGGCUCUGAGAAGGCCAUCAUUACUCAGGCCAACACUCCGCUGGGAUCCAAAAUUAGGUACGACGGGGAACAGUCGAGGACUCAUGAGGUGAAAUUGAAGACUUUUAACACCUUUGUAAAGGUGCGUCCGUUUCAGCGUAAAACAUAUGAAACAUGUGCUGUUGUUGGGAAUGGCGGGAUCCUGCGCGACAGCGGCUGUGGAGAGGAGAUCAAUUCAGCUCAGUUUGUUAUCAGGUGUAACCUACCUCCCUUGGACAACGGCUUUGAGGAAGAUGUGGGCAACAAGACUGACCUGGUGACAGCAAACCCAAGCAUCUUCGUACAGAGGUAUAACUCUUUAAUGAAGCAUCGCCGCUCUUUUGCCGAGAAUCUGCGUAUCUACGGCAACUCUCUGCUGCUUUGUCCCGCCUUCUCCUAUGGCAUAAACACUAAUUUAUGCCAACGGGCCGCCGACAGCGUUAAAGAGUUUAAAAUUCCCAUGCAGACUGUGUACUUAAAUCCUGAAUACCUUCUGAGUCUGGUCCGCUUCUGGAGCUCUCAGGGCCUAAAAGAACAUCGGCAAAGCACCGGCUUAAUGAUGGUUAGCUUGGCGCUGGAACUCUGUGAUGACGUGCAUCUGUACGGGUUCUGGCCCUACAGUAAUCACCCACAUGGACUCUACGCCCUGACUAACCACUACUACGAUAACGUGAUGCCUAAAAGAGGAGUCCACAGCAUGUCGCAGGAGUUUGACCUCUUGUUGAAGCUGCACAGUCAGGGGGUGCUGAGGCUUCACCUGGAGGAUUGUUGAUGGGAUGAAAUGUAGUUUCCAGACCCAGGGAACGGACAGAGAUACUGUUGUAGCCCAUUCACUCAUGAAGUCUUUUCUUGCAGCAACCUCUGAGGCAAAAAAAUGUGGAAGUCUGAAUGCAUUUAUAUGCAUUCAGACUUUUGGGAAGACUGCACUGAGUGUCUGUAUAAGAUUCAUUUAACUUGCAUGUAUUAGUGUCUUUGUUUUCAUUCAUUUGAUCAGUUUAUUAUUAAGAAGAUUUAUUAUUUCUUGGUUUUGGGGUUUUUAGGAUUCUGUGUUACGUAGUUUUAAGGUCAGUCUAGUCUUUGUUGGAUACUUGUUUUCGUCAUGUGAUUUUCUAUUUGCUGUUUUACCUCCUUGGAGCUCCUGCAUUUUGGGUCCAUGUGCUCCGCAUCUCAUAACAGCAACCUCCGAGACUGAAAAAUGAAGCCGAUGCAAAGUGCCAAAAAUUGAAUUUCAUUGAAUGACCACUUGAGGCAGG
Plectropomus leopardus (leopard coralgrouper) is the source of this 1714-nucleotide messenger RNA. Its product is annotated as alpha-2,8-sialyltransferase 8E-like. The record is from RefSeq and is a predicted model, not a curated record. Gene Ontology annotation, molecular function: alpha-N-acetylneuraminate alpha-2,8-sialyltransferase activity. Lineage: Eukaryota; Metazoa; Chordata; Actinopteri; Perciformes; Serranidae. Gene Ontology annotation, biological process: N-glycan processing; oligosaccharide metabolic process.